This is a messenger RNA of Amorphotheca resinae ATCC 22711, 756 nucleotides long. RefSeq lists its product as hypothetical. Gene Ontology annotation, biological process: leading strand elongation; heterochromatin formation; DNA damage response. The transcript is spliced from 4 exons. NCBI's taxonomy places the organism in Eukaryota, Fungi, Ascomycota, Leotiomycetes, Helotiales, Amorphothecaceae. The record is from RefSeq and is a predicted model, not a curated record. Gene Ontology annotation, molecular function: protein heterodimerization activity; chromatin DNA binding. Bases 1 to 756 code for a protein of 251 amino acids. Gene Ontology annotation, cellular component: CHRAC; epsilon DNA polymerase complex.
AUGCCCCCUCGAAAAAGCGACGCUUCAAAAGUAGCUACUGGAGAUGAGGGAACGCCUGCAAAGGACCAGCCUAUUAGGGAGGGCGUAAAUAUCGAGGAUCUCAACCUUCCGAAGAGCAUAGUGACGAGGCUGGCAAAGGGUGUUCUGCCGCCGAAUACCCAGAUCCAAGGCAAUGCCAUGUUAGCAAUGACCAAAAGCGCCACAGUCUUCAUAAACUAUCUAACUACGCACUCCAACGAACACGCUAUAAGUCAAAACCGCAAGACGAUCGCACCUCAAGACGUAUUCAAAGCGCUCGAAGAGCUAGAGUUUCCGGAAUUCAGACCGCGGCUUGAGGCGGAGCUCCAGAAAUUUAGUGAGGUCCAGUCCGACAAGCGGAAUACAUAUCGGAAGAAGGUCGCGGCGGACAAGGCAUCGGGGAAAGCUGGCGCUGGGGAAGGGGAGGAUGGCGAGGUGGGUGAGAUGGAGGGCCACCUGGAUCGGGACGGGCAGCCUGCUGCCAAGAAGGCGAGAAGGGAGACGGGGGGCAGCGUGGGCGACGAGUCGAGCGAGAUGCGGGAGGGCGAUAUGAUGGGCGAUCCGGAAGACGACGAGGGCGACGAAGAGGAGGACCAGGGAGACGACGCGGAGGAUGAUGACCAGGAGGAGGAGGAGGAGGAGGAGGAAGAGACAGGGGAUGUGGAGGAGGAGGAGGAAGAGGCGGAGGAAAGGGAAGUCGAGGAUGAAGCACUGGAUAAUGGAGAGGAUAGCGACUGA